Heterocephalus glaber (naked mole-rat) is the source of this 6602-nucleotide messenger RNA. Lineage: Eukaryota; Metazoa; Chordata; Mammalia; Rodentia; Bathyergidae. The record is from RefSeq and is a predicted model, not a curated record.
AAUUAGGAAGUUCAUCCUUAAGAAGACAAUCUAGAUUGACAAUGUGCUGAUCUCCAAAUGAAGCAUUUUUAUUGUCUGAGCAAAGAAGAAAAUGCAUCCUUUUUGGGAGCAAAUGAACCACCAGCUUGAAAGGAAAUAUUUGAUCAAGGUAUUGAUGCACAGCCAGAGGAAUGCAUCAAAACAAUAACUCUAAUUCCUAUUAUGGCUGUUAAUUAAUGGAUGAGAAAGGAAGAGAGAAAAAGGAAAAGGGAGGAGGAGGAAGAAAUAAAUUAACAAGAGGAAAAAGAAGAAGGGCAUUGGCAAGAGUGACAGAAUAAAUUAAAAUAUCCAUAAUGCAAAGGUUACUGUAUGGACAUGAGAAAAUGGCUCCAAGGAAAGGCUCCUGGGCAACAAUGAUGCAGUUCUGCAUACCACACUUUGAGUAGCAAGGUAAUAAAAGUUGCAGAAAAUGUUGGACAUUUUCACUAAAUCAUGAAAUAAAAAAGGUGUUCUUAAUAGAUUGCUAUUUAAUGUCAUUCAAGAUCUACAAAACAUCAUUUUUGCAUGACUACUGCAAAAGGACUACUGUAAAGAAACCAGUUCCUUUUGCAAGAGGACAAUUUGGACCCUGUUUCAGAAAGCAGGGUUCUCUUUAUGAAGAAAUACCAGUGGUAAUAAAUACCUGGGGACAAAGAAAAUUUCAGUGACCAAGGAUGGCUUCUUCUUGGAGACUCAUUUUGUUUCUGUCAUUCACCGGGUAUCUUUCAGAAUAUUCCAAAGGUCUUCCUGGUCUCCCAACUUCAUAUGCUGCUUUGCUAAGAAUCAAGAAAAGUUCAUCCUCAUCUCUCUUUGGAUCAAAGACCAGACCAUGGUACAGCAGUCCUUCUUUAGGGACAUUGAGUGUUUCUUCACCAAGUUGGCGCGGGGCAGCUCAACAUUACUAUUCCCCCAUCAACCUCUACCACUCCUCAGAUGCCUUCAAACAAGAUGAAAGUGUGGACUAUGGGCCAGUGUUUGUUCAGGAACCAGAGAGUAUCAUUUUCCCAACUGAUUCUGAUGAAAACAAGGUAGCACUGAAUUGUGAAGUUCGUGCCAACCCAGUUCCCAGUUACAGAUGGAUUCGGAAUGGAACACAAAUCGAUUUGGAAAGUGAUUAUCGCUACAGUUUGAUAGAUGGCACCUUCAUUAUAAGUAAUCCAAGUGAAACAAAAGAUUCUGGUCAAUAUCAGUGUUUAGCAACCAACAGUUUUGGAAGUAUUCUUAGUAGAGAAGCCACACUUCAGUUUGCCUAUCUGGGAAAUUUUAGUGGCCGGACAAGAAGUGCAGUCUCUGUGAGGGAAGGCCAGGGGGUUGUUCUGAUGUGCUCUCCUCCGCCUCAUUCACCAGAGAUCAUCUACAGCUGGGUAUUUAAUGAAUUCCCCUCCUUUGUGGCGGAAGACAGCCGGCGGUUCAUUUCCCAGGAGACAGGCAACCUUUAUAUUUCUAAAGUGCAAACAUCAGAUGUUGGAAGCUAUAUUUGCCUGGUGAAAAACACAGUGACGAAUGCUCGAGUCCUUAGUCCUCCAACACCACUCACUCUGCGCGAUGAUGGUGUGAUGGGAGAAUAUGAGCCUAAAAUUGAGGUCCAUUUUCCUUUCACGGUUACAGCUGCUAAGGGAACAACUGUUAAGAUGGAGUGCUUUGCACUUGGCAAUCCAGUUCCAACAAUCACAUGGAUGAAGGCUAAUGGCUAUAUUCCUGGUAAGUCACGACUGCGGAAAUCUCAGGCAGUGCUGGAAAUACCAAAUGUGCAGCUGGAUGAUGCAGGAAUAUAUGAAUGCAGAGCUGAAAACGCACGUGGAAAAAAUUCAUUCCGUGGACAAUUACAAAUAUACACCUACCCACACUGGGUAGAAAAACUGAAUGAUACCCAGUUGGACAGUGGGAGCGCCCUCCAAUGGGAAUGCAAGGCCACUGGGAAGCCCAGGCCCACAUACCGCUGGCUGAAGAAUGGAGUGCCUCUCUUGCCUCAGAAUAGAGUCAACACAGCUAAUGGAGUAUUGAUGAUCCACAGUGUAAACCAGUCUGAUUCUGGGAUGUAUCAGUGUUUGGCUGAAAAUAAAUAUGGUGCUAUUUAUGCUAGUGCUGAGCUGAAGAUUCUAGCUUCAGCUCCUACUUUUGCACUGAAUCAACUGAAGAAAACAAUAAUCGUUACCAAAAACCGAGAAGUCAUAAUAGAAUGCAAACCUCAAGGCUCUCCAAAACCAAACAUCUCUUGGAAGAAGGGAGAUAAAGCAGUUAGAGAGAACAAAAGACUAGCUAUUCUUCCAGACGGGAAUCUACGGAUCCUAAAUGCAUCUAAAUCAGAUGAGGGAAACUACGUUUGCAAAGGGGAAAACAUCUUUGGUUCUGCUGAAAUUGUAGCUUCAGUGUCUGUAAAAGAACCUACAAGGAUAGAACUUACUCCAAAAAGAACAGAGUUAACAGUAGGAGAAAGCAUCGUCCUUAAUUGCAAAGCAAUUCAUGAUGCUAGUUUGGAUGUCAAUUUCUACUGGACACUGAAAGGACAGCCCAUUGAUUUUGAGAAAGAAGGUGGACAUUUUGAAAACAUCAGGGCCCAAGCAUCCUCUGCAGAUUUAAUGAUCAGGAACAUCCUUCUGAUGCAUGCUGGGAGAUAUGGCUGCAGGGUACAGACCACAGCAGACAGUGUGUCAGAUGAGGCAGAACUUCUUGUUAGGGGUCCCCCAGGCCCACCAGGGAUAGUAAUUGUUGAGGAAAUCACCGAAAGCACAGCCACACUGUCCUGGAGUCCAGCAGCUGACAACCACAGUCCAAUCUCCUCCUAUAACCUGCAGGCUCGCAGCCCCUUCUCCCUGGGCUGGCAAACUGUGAAGACAGUCCCAGAAACUAUAACAGGAGACAUGGAAUCAGCAAUGGCAGUGGACUUAAAUCCUUGGGUGGAAUAUGAAUUUCGAGUAGUGGCCACCAAUCCAAUUGGGACUGGAGAUCCAAGCACCCCAUCACGACUGAUCCGCACAAAUGAAGCAGUUCCAAAGAUAGCACCUACCAAUGUAAGUGGAAGAAGUGGAAGAAGACACGAGUUGGUCAUUGCCUGGGAGCCAGUAUCUGAAGAGUUUCAGAAUGGGGAAGGUUUUGGCUAUAUUGUGGCUUUCAGACCCAAUGGAACACGAGGCUGGAAGGAAAAAAUGGUGACAUCCUCUGAAGCUUCCAAAUUCAUCUAUCGAGAUGAAAGUGUCCCUCCGCUGACUCCCUUUGAAGUGAAGGUUGGCGUUUAUAACAAUAAAGGGGAUGGACCUUUCAGUCAAAUUGUGGUCAUCUGUUCAGCUGAAGGAGAACCCAGUGCUGCUCCUACUGAUGUCAAGGCUACAAGUGUGUCUGUGUCAGAGAUUCUUGUUGCAUGGAAACAUAUUAAAGAGAGUCUAGGAAGACCACAGGGAUUUGAGGUUGGUUACUGGAAAGACAUGGAACAAGAAGAUGCAGCAGAAACAGUCAAAACCAGGGGGAAUGAGACAUUCGUCAUCCUGACAGGAUUAGAAGGAAAUACUUUAUAUCACUUUACAGUGAGGGCUUACAAUGGAGCCGGAUAUGGGCCACCUAGCAGUGAAGUGAGUGCAACCACCAAGAAAUCCCCCCCUAGUCAAGCACCUAGCAACCUCAGGUGGGAGCAUCAAGGGUCUCAGGUUUCUCUGGGCUGGGAGCCCGUCAGACCUUUAGCCAAUGAAUCUGAAGUCCUGGGUUACAAGGUUUUUUAUAGGCAAGAAGGUCACAGUGACAGCCAAGUUAUUGAAACACAAAAACCACAAGCAGUAGUACCACUCCCUGAUGCUGGAGUCUAUAUUAUUGAAAUCCGAGCAUACAGUGAAGGAGGAGAUGGAACAGUUAGUUCCCAAAUCAGGGUAUCAUCAUAUUCAGGUGGGAAGAUCACAAGCGCUCAGUCAACCCUUCAUGCUCUCUCCAUAUCGUCAUCAGUAGGAACACUGCUCUUGGCAUUGAUGAUUCCUUCAACCUCCUGGUGAAACUCCUGGUUUAAUUUGCUUUUAUUUGCUUUAGCUUAAAAACAGCGGGGAAUAGAAUGUGUAAGUGGAGAGCCAGGAUCCUGAGAUGAGCUUUACAACCUUGGGACUACACGUGGUGCACUUAUAGGAGGUUGGGGGUAGGAGAAAUAUUACUUAUCCAUCAGGUUGCUGUUUGACUUUUGUAAAUGGAGAGGACAGUUCUUGGUCCAAUAAAAAUAUGCAGAUUGUAUGUAAUGAAUUUUUGUAAGCAAAGGUAAUUUCUGUCAAAUGUAUUCUUAAUUUUAUAUAUGUUGAAUUUGAUUUUAUAUCUGAUGACUGUGUGCCAUCCAUUUUUUAAGAAAAUGGUCUCUAGCAGAUCUAUUUCAAAAACAAAUAUAAUGUUGACAAUGGAAAGAUUUCUUAAGACUCUGAAUCCAGUUUUUUUCAUUUUCCCUUCAGCUGACCAUUAUAAUUGCCAAACGUGGAAAUAUGAAAAAUACUUUGGCAAUAAGGUCCAUCACAGGAUAAAUACACAAAAAAUUCUCAAAAAAUAUUAUACAAUUGCAUAGUGUAAUAGCAAGUUUUGUCAAUAUGUUAUUCUAUAUUCACCCCUAGAGCAAGUUAUUAGGGUAAAGAAUAAGCCAUUUUUAUUAGGGCAAGGUAAAGAGUGAAUCCAAAUGAACUUACUCUUAAGCACUAGGUUAUAUAGCAGCAAAUAUAGUAAAUGUUCAUUUUUAAUAUCAAAAGAUAUCUUAAAGUCACAAGAAUAUAUGGUCACUAAAGACUACAAACAAUGUCAUGCUGCCACAGGUGCUAAUUUAAAAAUACAGUGAAUAUGGAACAAAGCUUUCUCAUUUCUCUAACUAUUCAUCUAACUUCAAACAGAUGUUGAAUCAAGUCCAAGGCUAUCUUAAUUGAAAAUAAUUUUAAGCACAGUAAAAUUUUUGUUGUACAAAUAAUUAUACACACAUAUAGUCUGUGAAUUAAAAUGAUUCAAAGCAAAUAAAUUUUGAUUUUAGACAGUUUUAUACACCAUAUGCCACUUACAAAUUCUGGUUAACUACUAAAAUAAAGAGGAUUUACUGGAUACGUUGAUUUUUAAAAUUAAUCUUUGGAAACAUGGUAUCAGUAUAAGGGCUUGGGUAGUGUAGCCCACCAUGCUUAAUUCUGUGGCUUGGGAAAUGAUCCCUACUUGCUAUUUUGAGGCAUCAACUUGAAUCUAAGUGAUCCUAAGUAGUUAUUAGAAAGCUAAAUGAAAUUGUUCCACUUGGUGAGAUAUGCUAAAGCAGUUAUUACAUCCAUGAAAUGGAUGAAAUGAAUGAAAAAAUAGUUACGGUAACUUCAUUUGCCAGAAAAGAGCCUGAAGAAACUAGUUUCACAGGUGAUAACAUGUGUUUUGUCUCCUUUUCAUUUUCUUUGUAAAGUCCAAACCCAUUAACUCUAUUUGCAUCCCUAAUGACAAACAAACCAAAACAAAACUGAAUUCAAAUUGCUGGCUCUAGAGGUUAAUAUUUGUAGAAUCAGAAGACAAAUGAAAGUUUAUAUUCUGAACACCCUAAGUUUAUUUUCAAAGCUAUAGUAUAACUACAUAUGGCAAUUACUCAUUGGUUUGGAGAAAAUUAUAACCAAGACAAGCAAAAACAAACAAUAAGUGAUUUAUAAGACUAUGUGAGUCAACAGAUUUUUUUUUUUGGUACCGGGGAUCAAACUCAGGUCCUUGUGCUUGCAAGUCAGGUGGUGGAACUACUGAGCUAAAUCCCCGGCCCCAACAGAUUAGUAUAGUAAAUAUUACAGAUGGUGAAUAUUUAAGCCUUGAAUAAUAACAACCCAAUGACCUUUCUUGAAUGUCUCCUUUAUUGUAAAAGAGGCUGGACUCAGCAAUUAGAGGGAUGCUAACUGUUUAGUGAGCAAAAUGUGCGCUCUCCCCAUUAAGAUGUAAUAUCUUACAAGAACAAAUUGUGGAUCUAAGAAAUGAAGGAUAUUUAAAAUUGAAAAUAACUGUUUCUAUUUGAUAAAUUAACAUCUCCAUGAUGUUCUAAACUAAAUUUAGUGAUGUACUUUAAGAAUCAAGUUAUUACUAACACUCUUACAAAACAAACCCCAGUUAAAUAUAAUAAUGUCAAUAUGUGGUAAAUUCAAAUUUAACAAUAAUUCCAAAUAGCUGAUGGAUGGUACCAUAUCUGACAGAAUAUUUAUGUAUCCAAUGUCUGUUUUAUUCUUAACAGGAAUCAGAGAUAUGGGAUGUUUUUACUCAACAUGCACAAAAUAUGUAUUUUGCAUCAUAAAUCUAUUUAAAAAACAGGUUCCAAUGUUUAUGUACUUAUGUAUUACAUAUUUGUUACUUCAUAGAAGCAAAUAGCAUUCCUUAUCCUGGUACAUUAUUUUUCAGCUAUAGUACUCAGUGAACUUUUUCUUGGUUGGGAUAGUAACCACACAGUCUUAAAUCACUAGAGAGACUGUAUUUUUUUAUAUCAAUUGAACUAUGAAGAACACUCCUUACAAUUAGAAAUUUCUUGAAAGCAAAUGUUUUGCGUAUCCAGCUGAAGGUACUGUGGAUUCCAUGACAAACCUUUAAAUAUAUUGUAUACAAUCUGUAUAUAUACUAUAUAUAAUAGUAUAUAACAUGUG